Molecule: messenger RNA, 2866 nt
Organism: Bombyx mandarina (wild silkworm)
Lineage: Eukaryota; Metazoa; Arthropoda; Insecta; Lepidoptera; Bombycidae
Product: polynucleotide 5'-hydroxyl-kinase NOL9
Biological process (GO): cleavage in ITS2 between 5.8S rRNA and LSU-rRNA of tricistronic rRNA transcript (SSU-rRNA, 5.8S rRNA, LSU-rRNA)
Cellular component (GO): nucleus
Molecular function (GO): polynucleotide 5'-hydroxyl-kinase activity
Source: RefSeq, a predicted model, not a curated record
UAAAGUUAAAAAAGAAAGUUCACAAUACAAAACCUGAAAAUUAGCGCUAGACCGAAAAAAAAACUGAAACCUUUCUGUAAUUCAGGCAAAAAUGGAUUUUUUUGAAAAAGCUCACGUUGUGAAAAACGAGACCUCAAAAGAGAAAUCAAACUUAUUAGUAAAGAAGCAACUUAAACAAAUGCUAAGAGGCUAUAAACAAAGUGACAAUAAACUUAUACAGGAGGCUACAAUAUUAAAAAGCAACUUAAUAGACCCCGCUCUUGACUUCGAUGAUAACACAUCAGUUAGCGGGUUUUCAGAUCUGAACCUCACUAAUUCCAGUCUUGAUAGUUUAACUCCGAAUACAGAAAAAACACAAGACAAAAGUUUAGAUGACAACGAUUUCAGUGAUUUAGUUAAUGAUGAACAAAUCGUACAAGAUAUAGAUGAAUCUAUUUCUGAAAGCAAUGAUGAUAUCCAGUCACUCUCGGAGGUUAGUGAAGAAACCAGCGACAUUAAAUCAGACGAAAGUGAUGUCGUAUCUUUAAUUAAUAGCUUAGGUGAAAGUUCAGGGGCAGAUGUUUAUGAGACCGAAUCUGAUGAUUUUGAUACUGAUGGAGCUUUAGCUAGUACAAUACUAAAGAACUUAAAAAAUAAAUCUAAUGAAGGUACUAAAACUAAGAAGAGAAAAUUAGAUCCCAUAGAUUCUGCAAGUAAAUCUAUGGAUAAAUUCGACAGUAUGUUAAAGUCAAAAAAGAAAUUAAAUAAGAAUACUAUUAAAAAGAAUAAAAUUAAAAAUUCUGAUACUGCAAAUGAAUCUCCUCAGUCUGAUGAUAUCAAUUCUUCUUCCUCAUCCACUAAUUCCUUACCUUACAUUUCAAUAAAAGCAGCAAACAUGCCGGAGCAAAAUCUUAAUGAAAUAUUAGGAAAAUAUUGUCAUCCCACUGUGAAAAACUUACUUAGCGACUGCCACACAGCCGUAAAAGAUUUUAGCAUAUUUUCUACUGAGAGCAUUAAUAGCUCAGAAAUUGAAAUUGAAGAAGAAGCAGACAGCUUAGUCCCCGAGUUAGGUGAUGUAGCUGUUAUUGACGAGUUAGAAGCAGAGACAAACCCAGAAACUUUAACUGAAAUAGCCAGCAUUGCUGUUGAUGAAACAAUGCCAUUAGAAAACAUUAGUAAUGAAGAAGAUUCAGUUGAUUUUACAAAUAAGCCCAAUUUGGAUUCAGUACAGAUUUAUUAUGGAACAAAACAUUGUGUUUUUGUAUUGAAACAUCCAGCAAUAUUGUAUUUUCAUGGUAAAGUAACAAUGAGAGCAUUAGGUGGCCAAAUGGAAGUUUUUGGAUACAAUUUAAAAGAUCAAUACCAAGAAGUAUAUGCUCCAAGAUUGAAUUAUGCUUUAUCUGUAAAAACGGUAGAGUCUGAAAAUAAUUAUCAGGGUCUGUUUAGUAAACUGACUGCUGUAGGGAUAUCUGUGAAAGAAGCUGAAGAAAUUGUAACAACACUUGGAGAAUAUGAUGGUAUUCUCAGUCUUGGACCCCUGAAAGACUACAAAAUGGAUUUUGUAGAAAAUAAUUUUAGUAUAUGCGAACUGUUUACGAAAACAAAAAAUGUUGAAUCCUGUUUUCAUAGAGCAUCAGACAUUUUAGGUUGUUCGUUGUAUUUAAAAAGACCCUUGAGGACAUAUGAAGAAAGACCACAGUGGGAACAGGCAUAUACAUACGGGACAGAUUCAGGAGCUAGAGGUAUUAUAUGUGGUGGGAAGGGGACUGGGAAGUCAACUAUGCUCAGAUACCUAUGCAAUAGAUUGCUGGAUCAUGGACCGGUGCUAGUCAUAGAUUUAGACCCGGGCCAGGCCGAGUUCACAGUAGCAGGAAAUUUAUCUGUAACAAUUGUCAAUGAGCCAUUACUCGGACCUAAUUUCACUCAUUUGAAGACACCUGAGAAGAUGCUAAACAUUGGCAUGAUUAGCCCUAUGGAUAACCCAACCAGAUACGCUUCGGCUGUCCAAGAUAUUAUUGCUUAUUGCCACCAAACCCACAAGUACAGAUCAAUGCCGUGGGUCAUCAACACAAUGGGAAUGACCAACAAUUUAGGACUUAAAUUUAUGUUAUUGACUAUUUUGGCAGCGAAACCGACAUUUUUAUGUCAGAUAUAUUGUAAAUCCUAUAAAAAACAGUUUGAAUGCCCAUUACAAUCAAACUCUGUAAGAAGAUUGUGUGAAUUUUAUAAAAAUGAUAGAUUGCUCAAGAAUACCAUUUGUCCGGAGUAUUUUGAUUACAAUUUUAUGACAUUCAUUACCGUAAAUGAAUCUAGUAAUCAACCAAAAAGGGCCAUACCACUAAUGCCUAGAGAUGAAAGAUAUUUAAAUUAUUUGGCAUAUUUCGGAGAGUUAUUGAACAUGCACCAAGGAACAAAUAUUUUAGGAAUUGUGCCAUAUUCAGUGGAAUUGAAAAACUUAUGUAUAGGUCUGAACGUGAGAGUGCCCGAGGAUACAGUUACCAAGGUGAUCAAUGGCAAAAUAGUAGCGCUUUGUAAACUGACAACCGUUGAUAAGGGCAAAAUGUUUACACUGGGAGAUAAAGCAAUACCAUGUCUUGGAAACGGUCUGGUGCGCUGCGUGGAUUUAGAGAAACAAGUAUUGUACAUCAUCACUCCAUUGCCUGUUGGAAUACUCUCUCAAGUUAACACAUUGGUGUAUUCGGAUUGGGCUCCGGAGAUAGUAGGGCAAGAGAAAUACUUGCCAGACAACAUAAUUGUCCCUUACCGCAUUACAUCCCAGCAGAAACAGAAACAGCUCAUGAUAACACCACGCCGACGGUUCAACCCUUUAGUAUUACUGAAUAUGUCAAGGAAAACCUAAAUUGAAACUUUCAAUUAUUUGUUAAUA